AUGUGGCGUGCUUGCACAAGUUCACUCCCAGUAAGGAAAGUGCUUCAGAGACGCCACCUUAUCGAUGAAGCAGGGUGCCCCUGCUGUGAUAGAGAGGAUGAGACACAAUCACACUUAUUCUAUCGCUGCCCGAUGUCGAUCAAAUUGUGGGAAGAGCUGGACAGUAACAUAUUAUUGCCAGGGAUGGAAGAUGAAGGCAUGUGUGAUACCCUAGUCAGAUGGAGUCAGAUGGAUACUAAUGUGGUUCAAAAGGGUUGUUAUAUCCUAUGGAACGUUUGGGUUGAAAGAAACAGGAGAGUUUUUGAGCAUACAAGUCACCCUGUCACUAUUGUGGGCCAGAGAAUUAUGAGACAAGUUGAAGAUUUUAAUAACUAUGCUGUGAGGAUUUAUGGAGGAGUGCGCUCCCCUGCGGCCCCGAGCCCAAGCCGAUGGUAUGCUCCCCCGAUUGGUGCUAUUAAAUUGAAUACAGAUGCAAGUUUGUCCGAGGAAGGAUGGGUGGGACUUGGAGUGAUAGCCCGCGAUUCGGAAGGUAAGGUGUGCUUUGCUGCAACUAGACGUGUGCGUGCCUACUGGCCUCCCGAGGUAGCUGAAUGCAAGGCCAUUUACAUGGCAACCCGCUUGGCCAAAGCUCAUGGGUAUGGUGAUGUGGUUUUUGAAUCCGACUCUCUGGUAGCAACGAAGAGGUUAACGAAAGCAGCUAUUUUCUUCUCAGAUUUGGAUGCAAUACUUGGGGACAUUCUUUCUAUGUCUCCAGAAUUGUCUCUGACCCCCGACUCUCCAACUAUUGUCAAAGGAGAUAUUGGUCUGCCAUUGAAGCAGAGAUAUAUUGAUGAUGGAUAA
Molecule: messenger RNA, 840 nt
Organism: Beta vulgaris subsp. vulgaris (sugar beet)
Lineage: Eukaryota; Viridiplantae; Streptophyta; Magnoliopsida; Caryophyllales; Amaranthaceae
Exons: 2
Coding region: 1-840 (279 amino acids)
Molecular function (GO): RNA-DNA hybrid ribonuclease activity; nucleic acid binding
Source: RefSeq, a predicted model, not a curated record